Pectinophora gossypiella (pink bollworm) is the source of this 682-nucleotide messenger RNA. RefSeq lists its product as uncharacterized. The coding region runs from base 134 to 553 and encodes 139 amino acids. The record is from RefSeq and is a predicted model, not a curated record. NCBI's taxonomy places the organism in Eukaryota, Metazoa, Arthropoda, Insecta, Lepidoptera, Gelechiidae. The transcript has 2 exons.
UACCAUGAUAGCUGUAAAGACCUUCAUUACAAUUUGAAACUGUGAAUUCUAAACUUUUCUUACUCCGAAGUUUAAUAUUAUUGUUAAUUAUACCCCUGAAGUUUACAGUGUGACUCGAUAUAUUAAAGCCAAAAUGUGGUCUUUCAUUUUCUUGGUAGUAGUGUCUAUAUUAUCCGUUGAGUGUAAUGAUAUUAGACUCGGUUACACCACAGGAAGUUCUAGAAGAAUCUUCAACGAAAUUCGAGAGGCUAAUCCCGCGUUGUGGACGAGGACUGAUGACGUCAUAGUGAAUGCUGUGGGAUCAGAAGUAAUCACUGCUGUAUACGUCACAGAUCUGAGAGACGGCAAGGAUGGACAGGCAUAUAUCGAAAGUGGUGGCAUAGGAACGAAGAGCGUCACAAUCGGUCUACGAAGUCCUUCGGUGCUAAGAGGGUACAGGUUCGAAAUAGAAGUGUUUGCAGAUGACCCCAACCAGUCGAAAAAUGCGAGAUUAUACUCCAAAGGUGGUUCACAACCUUACUUCGAUGAUGGACAAUACGCUCGGAAGUACUAAAUUGUAAUAAGAAUAUAGAAUAAAAUAAAUUUAAGUACUUAUUGCCAGUAACAGUUUGCAUUUUUCUAUAUAAGACCUACUUGACAGUAGUAACAAUGUAUAAAGUAGUAAAAUUAUGUUAUGUGGGUA